This is a messenger RNA of Triticum aestivum (bread wheat), 4730 nucleotides long. RefSeq names its product lysine-specific demethylase JMJ25. NCBI's taxonomy places the organism in Eukaryota, Viridiplantae, Streptophyta, Magnoliopsida, Poales, Poaceae. The transcript has 17 exons. The record is from RefSeq and is a predicted model, not a curated record. Gene Ontology annotation, cellular component: chromatin; histone deacetylase complex. Gene Ontology annotation, molecular function: transcription coregulator activity; histone H3K9 demethylase activity; chromatin DNA binding. Bases 131 to 4348 code for a protein of 1405 amino acids. Gene Ontology annotation, biological process: regulation of transcription by RNA polymerase II.
CGGGCUCGAGUUCGACUUGGCUACUCCGGCUCAGACCCAGACACCGACCCGAGAAGCCCAACCCAUCUCCCUCCACCUCUCCGCCGACCCCUCCGAUUCCGGCUGCCGGCCGCCGGGGAGCAGCAGCAGCAUGCCGCCCAAGCGCGGGCGGGGCCGCGGAAGGGGCCGGGGGCGCGGGAGGCCGCGCAGGGAGGCCCCGGCCGCGGACGAGGCGAGCGGCGGGGGCACCGACGACGACCUAGGUCUCGCGGCCAUCCCCUCCGCCUCCACCGCCGAGGAGCCCAGGCGAGGGCGCGGGCGGGGUAGGCGCGGCAGGCGCGGCCGGGGGAGCCGCGGGCGCGGGCGAACGCCCGCCGUCAAAGCAGAGGAGGACGACGAUAUGGAGGCCAGCGAGGAGUUGCCGCUGAAUUCUACCUUGGACGGCGACGCAAAGGAGGUUGACGAGGAGUUGCCGCCUCCUUCUACCGCGGAGAACGGUGUGGACAAGGGCAACGAAGAGAUGCCACCACAGGAUUCUGCCGAGGAGAAAGACGCACAAGGGGGAACGCAGAACUUGAGACCAGCAAGAAAACGCAAGUGGGAUCCUGUUGCUGACCCCUCUUCUCUUGAGCCUCGCCCUGCGCGAGUUAGGAAGACGCUGAAUCCUCCAGUAGUAGAUGGUUCACCUAAGGUGAAAGCUAAGGUGCAAGCUAAGGUGAAAGCUAAGAAUACAAAAAGGUCAGAUGGAACUUCAACCAUGUGUCAUCAGUGCCAGAGGAGGGACAAAGGGAGAGUUGUGCAGUGUCUUGGCUGCAAAGACAAAGACUACACGAGGAGAUACUGCAUGAAGUGCAUAGAUCGCUGGUAUCCACAUUUAACAGAAGAUGACUUUGUGAAUAGUUGUCCAUCUUGUCGCAAUAACUGCAACUGCAAAACCUGUCUACGGAAAAACAUAAUAAAGAAGGUUGACAAAUGGGAAGUAUCCAAAGAAGAUAUAAUCAAAUUCUCUCAUCGAAAUCUUCACUUCUUGCUCCCAUGGUUGAAAGACUUUCACCAUGAGCAGAUGCAAGAGAAAAGUAUUGAGGCAAUGAUUAAAGGUGUUGAUGCAUCUGAAGUGAAGGUUACUCAAGCGGACUGUAAAGAAGAUGAGCGGAUAUACUGUAACAACUGCAGAACAUCUAUAGUUGACCUCCACAGAAGCUGUGAUAAAUGUUCCUAUGAUCUCUGCCUCAGCUGCUGCCGGGAGCUUCGUGAUGGACUUAGUCCUGGUGCUGCUGCUGCAAAUAGCAUGGUCCUUACGCAACCUGGGGUAGAAGGCACAGAAGAUCUGCAACAGAGUAGUCACGAUAACAUUGCAAGUCCAAAGCCUUCUGAUGGACAGAAUAACGUUUUGAUGGACAAUGCAGUUCCUGUUAACAUUGCAAGUCCAAAGCCUUCUGAUGGACAGAAUGAUGUUUUGAUGGACAAUGCAGUUCCUGUUGAGGAUAAUGUUCCUGGUUUGAAACUAUGGAGGGUGAAUAGCAAUGGAAGCAUAUCUUGCCCGCCAAACGCUUUUGGUGGCUGUGGAGAUUCUGUUCUUGAACUUAAGUCAUUGUUGGAGGAGAAUAUUAUUUCUGACUUAUUGGAGAAAGCUGAUUUAGUUGUCAAGGAUGAAAGAACGCUGGAAGCGGGUGGUUCAAAAUGUUCCUGCUUUACCGACUCUAGUGAGAUGACCAAUGGAACCUCAUAUAAAUUGGCUUGUAGAGAUAACUCAAGUGACAAUUACAUAUAUUGCCCAAAUGCUAGAGAUGUUCAAAAUGGAGCUUUAGAUCAUUUCCAGGAGCACUGGUUGAAGGGUGAGCCUGUUAUUGUUCGUGACGUGCUUGAGUUAACUUCCGGGUUAAGCUGGGAACCUAUGGUUAUGUGGCGGGCUUUACGAGAAAAGAAAGACAAGAGCGAACAUGAGCGACUCUCAGUUACAGCUCUUGAGUGUCUGGCGUGGUCUGAGGUUGAAAUAAACACUAGCUUCUUUUUUAAUGGGUAUUCCCGUGGAGCUGUUGGUCCAGAGGGUUUGCCUGUGUUACUCAAGCUUAAAGAUUGGCCACAACACAGCUCAUUCGAGGAUCGACUGCCACGACAUCUUGCUGAGUUCAUAUCUGCCUUGCCAUUUCGUGAAUAUACAGAUCAUAAAUCUGGUCCUCUUAAUCUGGCAGUGAAGCUUCCAAAGAAAGUCAUAAAGCCAGAUCUUGGUCCAAAGACUUACAUUGCGUAUGGUGUUGCCCAGGAAUUAGGAGUUGGUGAUUCAGUCACUAAGAUUCAUUGUGACAUGUCUGAUGCGGUGAAUAUCUUAACACAUACUGAUGAAAUAAAGCUCAAAGCACAAAGGAUUGCAGCGAUUGAGAAAAAGAAGAAGAGUUUGGCAAGAAAGGAAGACAACAGAAAUCUUCAAGCUUCACAUCCUGACUGUGACAUGUCGAUAGCUCGCAGUGAAUUAAUGAAGGGGCCGAGACCUGAAGGAUCUGGGCAUGUCUCAGUCAUUAAGCAGCCAUUAUCAGAUGCUGUUUUAGACGAGCAUAAAGAUGUGGCAGCUGAUGAAGCUGAACAAAACAUCACUUCGAAUGGGCGAGCGCCCAUUGAAGGUGAUGUGGAUCAUAUGGAUCUUUCCAUUUCCAAGGAGGCAGCAGAAGCCACAGUUAAUGAGAGAGAGAAUGUGGGUUGUGGUUUAAGCAGUGAAGAUAAAAGUGAAUCUCCAGAUAAUUCAGAAGGAUCUUCUGAACCUAAUGGUCGUCAAACACACGGCGUGCGACGUAGCGGUCGUUCUUCUAAUGCAUCAAAGAGAAAAGUGGAAGAAAGCUCAGAAGAUGAGGUGAAUGGAUCCAUAACUCUUGAGAAAAGAAAAAAGGAAGCACCAAAGAGAAAAAAGGGAGCGCCAAAGAGAAAGAAAGAAGUGCCAGAGGGAAACCAAACAGGGGGUGGUGCAUUGUGGGAUAUAUUCCGACGGGAAGAUGUCAGCAAACUACAGGAGUAUCUAAUAAAGCAUUCAGAGGAGUUUAGGCAUUACAAUUAUGAACCAGUGAAGCAGGUUAUUCAUCCUAUACAUGAUCAGUGCUUUUACCUAACAAAUGAGCACAAGAGAAAACUCAAGGAAGAAUAUGGAGUUGAGCCUUGGACAUUUGAACAGAAACUUGGUGAUGCAGUCUUUAUCCCUGCAGGAUGUCCCCACCAAGUCAGAAAUUUGAAGUCAUGUAUAAAGGUUGCACUGGACUUUGUUUCUCCGGAAAAUGUAAAAGAGUGCAUCAAGUUGACAGAAGAAUUCCGUCUGCUUCCAAACUGGCAUAGGGUGAAUGAAGAUAAGCUAGAGGUUAAGAAGAUAGCUUUUCAUGCAAUCAAACGAGCCAUUCGUGAUAUUACCAAAAAAGAUGGCGAUCGAAGCUCCGAUGAUGAAGGUCAAGAUAAACCUGGACGUGGUUCGAGAAAAGUAAAAUCUGGUCGUCUGAAAAAAGUAAAAUCUGGUCGUCCGAAAAGAGGAAGACCUGGUCCAAGUGAACCAGCAGAAGCAGAGGAGCAAGAAGAACAAUCAGCUCAUGGAAUGUCUCCAGUUGAAGACAAAGGUCUAGAAAUGGAGGCGGACCAAGGAGAAUCAGCUCUGGAUAUGUGUGAAGCGAAAGAUGGACCAAGUGUCCGGCGUGGUUUGAGAAAAAGAAAACCUGGUGGUCUGAAAAAAGGAAAACCUGGUUGUCCGAAAAAAGGGAAACGUGGUCCAAGUGAACCUGCAGUUCCAGAGGAGCAUGAAGAGCCAUCAGCUCAGGAAAUGUCUCCAGUUGAAGAUGAAGGUGCAGAAAUGGAGGGGGACCAAGGACAAUCAGCUCCGGGCUUGUCUGAAGCGAAAGAUGGACCUGAAGAAAUGGAGGAGCAACAAGAAGAGUCAGCUCAGGACAUGUCUGAAGCUGAAGAAAUGAAGGAGCGCCAGGAACAUUCAGGUCAGGACAUGUCUGAAGCUGAAGAUGAGCCUGCAGAAGUGGAGGAGCACCAGGAACAUUCAGCUGUGGAGAUGAGUGAAGCUGAAGACGAACCUGCAGGAGUGGAGGAGCAGCAAGAAGAGUCAGGUCUAGGCAUGUCUGAAGAUGCAGGCGAUCCUGCAGAAAUGAAGGGGCACCAAGGACAGUCAGCUGAGGACAUGCCUGAAGUUAAAGAUGGAGCUGCAGAAAUGGGGGAGCGCCAAGAUGAGUCAGCUGAGGACAUGUGUGAAGCCGAAGACGAGCCUGCAGAAACGGGGGAGAGGCAGAAGCAAUCAGCUGGCGGCAUCCCUGAAGCUAAAGGCGAUCCUGCAGAGGCGCAGGAGGAGCACCAGAGACAGCAGGUUGAGGCUACCCUGCCUACAACGGCAUGAGCGGCGGCGCCUGCCUGACUUUGCGCCCGUCGAUCUCUCCGCGGCGUCCUACUUUGACUUGGACAAUGUUUCACCCGUAAGGCUAUGUAUGUUCGAUGUAGCAUUUUGAAGGGAGCGCAGCGACAAGAGACUGCCGAGCUCCCUGACCCCCGAGCUUGUCACCCACCCUGCGCCUCCCUAGUGUUGGUCGCCUGUGGGCUGGGGAAUUGAGGGUGCUCCGUUGGCUGUCUUUCUGUGGGCUGUGAAAGACUGAAUGAAGAGCCCUAAUUAUUUUGGUGGUAGUAGUGCUGAGUGCUGACUGUAUACCUUGUAAGCUGGGACUUACAUAUGAAGCAUGCAUGAUAUCGACCUCUAGCUACCAUAUUACUUACUGGUGGUUUCA